Messenger RNA from Cyprinus carpio (common carp), 2631 nucleotides. Its product is annotated as hepatic and glial cell adhesion molecule-like. The record is from RefSeq and is a predicted model, not a curated record. Lineage: Eukaryota; Metazoa; Chordata; Actinopteri; Cypriniformes; Cyprinidae.
UUUUGGGAAGACUAUGAAAUUUAGACCCAAGAUGAAGGCACAGAAGGAGGCUUUCUCUUGGGCAUCAGCUGCUUUUGCUGCUCCUCUCCUCUUGAUCCUUGCCAUUCUGAUUCACUCAGCAUGUGUUCAGGGAGUGAACAUCACCAGUCUCGAGUCUCUAAUCAGAGGGACGGUGGGUGGAGAAGCUCUGCUCCCUGUCCGAUACUCGAGCACCAGUCUGGAUCCUCCUGUAAUCAAAUGGCAGCUGAAAAGGGACAAACCUGUUACAGUGGUCCAGUCCAUUGGCACGGAGAUCAUUGGUAACCUGCGACCAGAAUACAGAGACCGCAUCCUUGUGUUUGAGAAUGGAACACUGCUACUUCAUAACCUCAAGCUGUCUGAUGAGGGCACUUAUGAAGUAGGGAUCUCCAUCACCGAUGACACCUUCACUGGAGAGAGCAGCAUUGAUCUGACAGUGGAUGAGCUAAUCUCUAAGCCACAUGUCCACAUGGUCACCUCCGCCGUGCUGGAACUGACAGAGAAUUUCACACUAAACUGCACCCAUGAAACAGGCACUAAGACCACCUAUGGCUGGGCAAAAGGUGGUCAUCCAUUACUAAACGAGACCCGUCUGCUGCUGUCCCCGGAUCAGAAGGUCCUGACCAUCACACGUGUUCAGAUGGUUGAUGAUGACAUCUACAGCUGUAUGGUGGAGAACCCUAUUAGUAGCAUGAGAAGUCUACCAGUCAGACUCACCGUUUACAAAAGGAGCUCUCUUUAUAUCAUACUGUCUACAGUGGGCAUCUUCCUUCUUCUCACACUUGUAACUGUGUGUGCUUGCUGGAAGCCUUCAAAAAAAUCAAAAAGACAGAAGUCCAAAGCUAUUAAACCACGAACCAUUUCACAAAAUCAACACAUCAGGUAUCAAGACAUCAGGCCAGAGGAUGAAGCCAUCCCAAUAAUGACUGAUCACGAGCGCAGGAAUCCUGUAUCACUCUACAUCUUAAAAGAGAAGGAUUGUCCUCCCGGCGAACCAGCGUCAACAUGUGAAACAUGCACCUCCAACAGCAGCAGCCCCCCAAGCUACAGCAGCUCAGUACCUCCUCCAUCAGACUUGCUUGAGCCACCAGCGCGCUCCUCUCGCAGAUACCCUCGCACCCCCAGUAAAUCCCCACCGCACCAUCGCCGGAGGAAGGGACACAGUCAAAGCCCACCAACCCCCUCCUCGCCCCACAGCCGAGGGUCUGUUCGAGCCUCUCAGCGCCCUGCGUCCUUGUCUCCAGCCAGGAUGCCUGAGGAUCCAUCCACCCCUUCACAGGAACCCAGAGGCUCCCCAAAAACAUAGAUGAUAGCAUUGACCACGUCUGCCGAGCCCACAUGCUGCAAAAAGACAGAUACUGUAUUGACCUGCACAAAUACUUUUGCAUUAAUGUAUGUACAGUAAAUUUUUACAUACACAUAUUUCUGCUACAAACCUAUGCAUUUCAUACUUGUUUAGCUUUAUCAUGUUAAGACACGUUUUCAAAAGCAGCUUUUGAUUGUUUAGUUGAUUUAACAUGCUAGGACCUCUUCACUCUCAGUCUGGCUACUUCAAUGUGAUUGCGUUGGCUUGACAAAGCUUUCAAGCCAAAUCCACCAAAUAUUUAUACUAUAUCAUAUCCUAUCAUUGCAAAUGGACCAAAUUUUAUGGUAUGGAGCCUUCCAUAGCCCCUGUCCCAAAUUGCACUCAACCCUCGCAGUCUUCCUCACACACUUGCGUGACAUAACACUGCUUUGACUGCUGGUUAGAAGCGUACUGCGGAGCUCGCCUCAGUGCGUUUGUGAGCUCAGAAAUAUUAAAAUAGUAAAAAAUAAUGAAACAAUCUCUACAACCAGCCAAAACUCCCAAGCAAUGCCCUAGCAAUACCCUAUCAACCACCUAAAUAAGUCUGUAUGUGUUCAAACUGCCCCAGUAUUCAAACUACACACUAACGCUUUCAAAUUUCAAGGAAAGGCUUUGUCAAGCCAACAGUGAUGUUUGUCUUUCCUUUUCUAGUUUCUCUAUUUCCUUUUUUUUUUUUUUUUUUUGUGAAUGUAAAUGACAUGUAGAGUUGAUCUGUAAUGAAGAUGUUAAAUAAAAGAUUGCGAAAGACCUGAAUGCAAUCGUUUACAUAUUUGAUUUUGUCUUGUGUUUCUCCUGCUCAUAAUCUGAACAUUAUGUAAUCAUGUCUCUCUCACUGAAGUUGAUACUAUUCCUCAAACGGGAGAGACAAUGUGCAUGCUGAUUCACACAAAAGAGACAGUAGGCUCUUUGUUAUGCAUGGGCAUGACCUCUGAGAACAGGCAUUGUAAAGGGAGCAGACUGUUCUUGUGUUGAUUCGUACCCAUGCAUAAAUGUAUAAAUUGGAGACAGAAACCCAAAUAAGCGCAGGGAAUGCUAAUAGAUGACCCUGUGGAAAAACAAUGCCAGGCAUGAACAAAAGUUUUAAAAGACUGUAAGUGGUGGUGGAGAAAGAAAGAAAGAAAGAAAGAAAGAAAGAAAGAAAGAAAGAAAGAAAGAAAGAAAGAAAGAAAGAAAAUGAGACUUUUCACGGAUUUGGAUUUUAAAGAGGAAACUAAGGUGACUUAAAGGGAUACUCCACCCCAAAAUGAAAAUUUUGUCAUUAAUCACUU